UAUUCCAAUUGCUUCAAUUUUAUUUUUUGCGCCAAAUGGAUGAAAAUCUUUUUGCCUCAAAAUCUCGAUAAGAGGAAGAGUCUUUUCACUUUCAAAAUCGAAUUUCAAUCUCUUACGCAUUUCAAAUUGAACUUCAACACCAUUUUGAUUCUCAGAAAAACCAUAACCUUUAAUCUAAUGGACCGCAAGGAAACUUUGAAGAGGAAAUUCGAUUUCACCGAUGAUGACGAAUCAACCGAUGAAGUUCUUCACGAAAACUCUCGCCGUCUAACUAUCGCCGACGAUAUUACUAACCGCAUAGAUCUGUUAAACUCGGUUUUUUCAUCGUCCGAUCCGGAUAUCGGUUCUGCUCAAAAUGCUCUUGUUUUUCUUUCGGAAUACGCCAAAGAUGAUGAUAUGGUGGAUUCUAUGGUAGUUUGUGGUGUUGUUCCUGCUCUAGUGAAGGUUUUGCGUAUGGUGUCUAAUGGAGGUGAUUUCGAUGCUGAUACUUGCGAUGUUGAAAAAGAGUGUGUAUACAUCCUCGGUCUUAUCGCUCCCAAGCCGGAGUAUCAACAACUCAUUGUUGAUGCUGGAGCCUUGCCUUGUCUUGUGGAAUUGUUGAUGAGACCUAAAGCCCUUGGUGUUUCUCAAUCACUUUUUUCUCUUCUUCUUGGGAGAGUAGCUGAUGCAAUAACCAAUCUUGCUCAUGAAAAUAUCAAUAUCAAGACCCUUGUCAGGUUGGAAGGUGGCAUUCCUCCUCUUGUUGAUUUGCUUGAGUCCACUGAUACAAAGGUACAGAGAGCUGCUGCAGGGGCCCUGAGAACUCUUGCAUUUCAAAAUGCUGAGAAUAAAGACCAGAUUGUUGAAUGUGAUGCGUUGCCCACUCUUGUACUAAUGCUUGGAUCAGAGGAUCCUGCAAUGCAUUAUGAGGCAGUUGGUGUGAUUGGAAAUCUUGUCCACUCUUCACCAGAAAUUAAGAGAGAGGUUCUUCUAGAAGGGGCUUUACAACCAGUUAUUUGCCUACUAAGUUCCCCCUGUUUGGAGAGCCAAAGAGAAGCAGCUCUUUUAAUUGGUCAAUUUGCCACAACGGAUUCAGAUUGCAAGAUUCACAUUGCCCAAAGAGGUGCUAUAAAACCUUUAAUCAAAAUGCUCAAGUCUUCAGAUUUACAACUCAGGGAAAUGUCAACUUUUGCACUUGGGAGGUUGGCACAGGACUCACACAAUCAAGCUGGCAUUGCUUACAACGGAGGUAUAGAGCCUCUCCUCAAUCUUCUUGCCACAAAGAACCCUUCUGUCCAACACAAUGCAGCUUUUGCUCUCUAUGCUCUUGCUGAUAAUGAGGACAAUGUUCCUCUUAUUAUUAAAGCGGAUGGUUUACAAAAACUGCAGGAUGGACAUUUCAGUGUUCUUCCUACUCAAGAGUGUGUAGCAAAAAUGUUAAAAAGAUUGGAGGAGAAGAUGCAAGGCCGAGUACUGAAGCAAAUGUUAUAUCUUAUGCGCUCUGGGGAAAAGGUUGUUCAAAAACGUGUAGCUCUUGCUCUUGCACAUUUAUGUUCCGCUGAUGAUCGUAAAACUAUUUUCAUUGACAAUAAUGGAUUAGAAUUGCUGUUGGAUCUCCUUGAAUCUACAAUAAAAAAGCAGAAGCGUGAAGCCUCUGCAGCGCUUCACACAAUGGCUACCAAAGGAAUUGGUGCCUCUAUUGUUGAUCUUGCGCCUACAUCACCAACUUCCCAGGUUUACUUGGGUGAGCAAUAUGUAAACAAUCCACUACUUUCUGAUGUCACAUUCAUAGUUGAAGGCAAACUCUUUCAUGCUCAUAGAGUCUGUUUAGUUUCAUCUGAUAUAUUUCGCAUAAUGUUUGAUGGGGGUUACAGGGAAAAGGAAGCCAAGGAUAUAGAGAUUCCAAAUAUUAAAUGGAAUGUCUUUGAGUUGAUGAUGAGAUUUAUAUACACUGGAACAGUCGAUGUUGAUUUGGAUGUUGCCCCGGACCUCCUUAAAGCUGCAGAUCAAUAUCUUCUCGAUGGUCUUAAGCGUAUUUGUGAAUCUGUUAUUUCUGAGGAUAUUUCUGUGGAAAAUGUUUCACUAAUGUAUAUGAUGUCAGACACUUAUAAUGCUACAUCGUUAAAAUAUUCAUGCAUACUAUUUAUCUUGGAGCAAUUUGAUAAAUUGAGCUCCAAACCAUGGUAUUGUCACUUUAUCCGUUGCAUUAAGCCGGACAUUCGGAACUUCUUCUCGACUUUACUUACCAUGCCUAAACAUGCUGACUAGUGCGGAUCCUCAGAUUUUAAUCUUUUUGUGAAGAAGUAUGAAAAUGUACAAAGCUGUGGUUAAUAAUAUAUUUGCAUGCCAUUCUUUGGUAACAACCUUAGAGCAUGUCUGCUUCUGCAGGGUUAACAAACUCUUCAAAGUGUAGCUUCUGUCCAAUUGCACAGAAGCACCUUGAUUUUGUAUUUUUCUUAACACAUUUCAUAGUGAAAGAAUCAUAUUUUUUAUUUAGCAAGAUAAUUUGGCCUUAUUUUAAGCUGGUGAAUACUGGUUUUGGUCUGAAAUUGUUGGUGAAUACUGGUUUUGGUCUGAAAUUGUUGAUGUUAAAGUGCACUUUAUUUGCAGCAUUUUCAUUACUUUGACAUUUGUGUUGCUUUUGGGUUCCUUAUUUAUAUCAAGUUGCUACUAGGUUACUUGUAUGUUAAGAAAUAAGUUUCUACAUUUACUGGCAUGAAUCGAGUGUAGCAACUUAUGACAAAUUAGUUCUCUUCAACUUUUUAUAAAGCCAAAAUGGCUAAAUAAAACCUUAGAUAAAUAAAUUA
This is a messenger RNA of Lathyrus oleraceus (garden pea), 2786 nucleotides long. RefSeq names its product ARM REPEAT PROTEIN INTERACTING WITH ABF2. The coding region runs from base 40 to 2247 and encodes 735 amino acids. The transcript is spliced from 19 exons. The record is from RefSeq and is a predicted model, not a curated record. Gene Ontology annotation, molecular function: protein binding. Lineage: Eukaryota; Viridiplantae; Streptophyta; Magnoliopsida; Fabales; Fabaceae.